Messenger RNA from Nannospalax galili (Upper Galilee mountains blind mole rat), 4743 nucleotides. RefSeq names its product erythrocyte membrane protein band 4.1 like 3 (gene Epb41l3). The coding region runs from base 218 to 3616 and encodes 1132 amino acids. The record is from RefSeq and is a predicted model, not a curated record. Gene Ontology annotation, cellular component: plasma membrane; cytoskeleton. Gene Ontology annotation, molecular function: actin binding; structural molecule activity. Gene Ontology annotation, biological process: cortical actin cytoskeleton organization. Lineage: Eukaryota; Metazoa; Chordata; Mammalia; Rodentia; Spalacidae. The transcript is spliced from 24 exons.
UGGCUGUCUGCUCGCGGUGUCUGGGCGUGGGCCCCCGCCGCAGCUCCGCGGAGCCUCCGUGUCUCCUGCGAAGGGGCGGGGGGAGCGGCGAGAGCCCGGGGCUGCGGCUUCCUCCCCGCGCCGAGUCUCCUGCGCAUCGCCAAGCAGGACGCCAGCCCGAGCCGGGUCCCCACACCGCGGCGCGCCCGGCCUGCAGCCCACCCCAGAACAAUCAACCAUGACGACUGAAUCAGGAUCAGACUCAGAAUCUAAGCCGGACCAGGAGGCUGAGCCCCAGGAGGCAGCAGGGCCUCAGGGGCAGGCAGGGGCUCAGCCUGGGCCAGAGCCUGUGAGCGGGAGCAGUGAGGAACCUCCAGCAUUGGAACAGUUCCCAGCCGCUGCUGCGCACAGCACCCCUGUGCGGAAGGAGGUCACUGACAAGGAACGGGACUUUGCUGCCGCAGCUGCAAAACAGCUUGAAUAUCAGCAAUUUGAAGACGAUAAACUUUCUCAGAAAUCAUCUAGCAGCAAACUAUCCAGGUCCCCAUUAAAGAUCGUGAAAAGACCCAAAAGUAUGCAGUGCAAAGUGAUACUUCUGGAUGGAUCAGAAUAUGCCUGCGAUGUGGACAAACGCUCCAGAGGGCAAGUGCUAUUUGACAAAGUGUGUGAGCAUCUGAACCUGCUAGAAAAAGACUACUUCGGUCUCACGUAUCGUGACGCAGAGAAUCAGAAGAAUUGGCUGGACCCUGCUAAGGAAAUUAAAAAACAGAUUCGAAGUGGUGCUUGGCAUUUUUCAUUUAAUGUGAAAUUUUACCCACCAGACCCAGCCCAGCUAUCUGAAGAUAUCACCAGGUACUACCUCUGCUUACAGUUGCGAGAUGACAUCGUGUCUGGAAGGCUGCCCUGUUCCUUUGUAACACUUGCCCUGCUGGGCUCCUACACGGUGCAGUCAGAACUAGGAGACUACGACCCCGAUGAAUGUGGGAAUGACUACAUCAGUGAGUUCCGCUUUGCACCAAAUCACACUAAAGAACUGGAAGAUAAAGUGAUUGAGCUCCACAAGAGCCACAGAGGAAUGACGCCAGCCGAAGCAGAAAUGCAUUUCUUGGAAAAUGCCAAAAAGCUUUCCAUGUAUGGGGUCGAUUUGCAUCAUGCCAAGGAUUCGGAAGGAGUUGAAAUUAUGUUAGGAGUCUGUGCCAGUGGUCUCUUGAUAUAUCGUGACCGGCUGCGAAUUAACAGAUUUGCCUGGCCCAAGGUCCUAAAGAUUUCAUACAAACGGAACAACUUUUAUAUUAAGAUCCGGCCAGGAGAGUUUGAGCAAUUUGAAAGCACCAUUGGGUUUAAGCUGCCAAACCAUCGAGCUGCCAAGCGCUUAUGGAAAGUGUGUGUUGAGCACCAUACAUUUUUCAGACUACUGCUACCCGAAGCACCGCCAAAGAAAUUCCUGACCUUGGGCUCCAAGUUCCGUUACAGUGGCAGGACGCAGGCCCAAACCAGAAGAGCCAGUGCACUGAUAGACCGCCCAGCGCCUUACUUCGAACGCUCAUCCAGCAAACGUUACACCAUGUCUCGCAGCUUAGAUGGAGCGUCAGUGAAUGAAAACCAUGAAAUAUACAUGAAGGAUUCUAUGUCUGCUGCAGAGGUUGGUACUGGCCAGUACGCCACAACAAAGGGCAUCUCUCAGACCAACUUGAUCACCACUGUGACUCCAGAGAAAAAGGCUGAAGAAGAGCGUGACGAGGAAGAGGACAGACGGAGGAAGGCCGAGGAAGCCACGCCUGUUGCGGCCAUCCGACACGAGGGAAAGUCACCUGGGCAUGGCACUGACUCAUGUCCCUUGUCACCCCCAUCAGCCCAUUUUGACCCUACAUCCCCCACAGAGCUUCGUAGGAGAUGUAAGGAGAAUGAGCGCACAUUUCCAGGUUCUGAGCUCUCCAAAGCCGAGUCUGCCUUGGAGUCUGAUGGCCAGGGGAAGACUUACUUAGGGGACCAAGAUGUGGCAUUUAGUUAUAGACAACAGACUGGCAAAGGAACCACGCUGUUUUCCUUCUCCUUGCAGCUCCCUGAGUCGUUCCCUUCCCUCCUAGAUGAUGAUGGGUACCUCUCGUUCCCCAACCUGUCUGAAACCAACCUCCUGCCCCAGAGCUGGCAGCACUACCUCCCCAUCCGCUCACCCUCCCUCGUGCCCUGCUUCCUCUUCAUCUUCUUCUUCCUGCUCUCUGCCUCCUUCUCAGUACCAUACGCCCUCACUCUCUCCUUCCCUCUGGCUCUGUGCCUCUGCUACCUGGAGCCCAAGGCAGCCUCCUUGAGCGCCUCCCUAGACAAUGACCCGAGUGACAGUUCAGAGGAAGAGACUGACAGUGAACGGACAGACACAGCGGCUGAUGGGGAAACCACCGCCACUGAGUCGGACCAGGAGGAAGAUGCAGAGCUCAAGGCACAGGAGCUAGAUAAAACUCAAGAUGAACUGAUGAAGCAUCAAACCAACAUCAGUGAGUUGAAAAGAACCUUCUUAGAGACCUCUACAGAAACUGCCAUAACAAAUGAAUGGGAAAAGAGACUUUCUACUUCUCCAGUGCGACUGGCUGCCAGGCAGGAGGAUGCACCCAUGAUUGAGCCACUGGAACCUGAAGAGACCAAAGAAGACAGAGUGAUUUCUGAAAAAGUUUUAUUUUUGCAACAAGGAAGUUCACCAUUCCUUGAGUCUCAGACUAAGCAAUCUUCUGGGGAAAAGCUCAUGGAUGGCUCCGAGAUCCUCAGUUUAUUAGAGUCUGCACGAAAGCCAACAGAAUUCAUAGGAGGGGUUUCGUCCACUUCCCAAAGCUGGGUGCAGAAAGUGGAAACGAAGACAGAGUCCAGUGAAACAGAGACAGAAACGACCCCUCACCACCAGCCCCUCAGCACUGAGAAGGUGGUGCAGGAAACUUUGUUGGUGGAAGAGAGGCGCGUGAUGAACGUGCAUGCCAGUGGAGAUGCUUCUCACACAGCAGGGGAUGACAUGGAUGCUGCAGCACAGUCCACAGCACCAGCAGGCGCUUCCAGUAUGAAAGGGAAGGAGGACUCUUCUCUGACGGAAGCAGUUAAGGAGGAAAGAGGGGAGGAGGCUGCGAAGUCUGUCCCUGAGCAGGAAGGGACAGCCACGGCCUCCCACAAGGAGGAGCAGGCGGCAGGUAUACCAGCUUCUGAGGCUUUGGAACAAAAGUCUCAUUUUGAGUCGUCCACUGUGAAGAUGGAGAGCAUGAGCUUUGGCAGCAUUUCUCCAGGAGGAGUAAAGCUGGAAAUUUCUACCAAGGAGGUGCCAGUAGUUCACACAGAAACCAAAACUAUCACAUAUGAAUCAUCACAGGCUGAUCCUGGGGCAGAUCUGGAGCCAGGUGUGCUAAUGAGUGCACAGACAAUCACAUCUGAAACCACCAGUACCACCACCACCACUCACAUCACCAAAACUGUGAAAGGAGGCAUUUCGGAGACAAGAAUUGAGAAGCGAAUAGUCAUCACAGGAGAUGCUGAUAUUGACCAUGACCAGGCGCUGGCUCAGGCAAUUAAAGAAGCCAAAGAGCAGCACCCUGACAUGUCAGUGACCAAAGUAGUGGUCCAUAAAGAGACAGAAAUCACACCAGAGGAUGGAGAGGAUUGAGCAGAGGAAUAACUUAGCUUGCACAUGAACCCAGUCAUGUUAACCAUUAGGAAAACCAGAGCCUAUAUGGAGUUCCCUCUUCUAACCCAACUGACUUCUGUCUGUCCAUGGAAAAUUCCAAUCCAGAAGAACUGACCUUGACCAUUAAUAAAGACACUGGCAGAGAGAUCCUCCCAUAAUAAAGCAAUCCGAAUCAACAUCACUAAACUGAUACUGCAUGAAGCAACGCUAAAUCACAAAAGAGCAGCAUUUUUAAUUUUCACAAAAAUGUCUCCGUUUUCAACUCUGCACGUUCAUAACCAACAAUAUAAACCGUGAUCUCAUGUAACACAACUCAUGCCUUUCAUAGUUUAUUAUUACUCAACAAAAUUACAAUUUCUUAGGUGACAAAUCUUCUGUUUACAGAUAAAUGGUGAUUACCCUAAAAUGCUAUAAGCUGUCUAGGUCCGGUGUGUCAGAUUUAUCCCAGAUUAGAUGCCAAUACCGAAUUUAUUCAGUAAACAACUUGAAUCUUGUCCUCAUUUCAUCUGGUUUUAUUAUUCUCACCCAUGAGCAGCAAUGACUCUCUGACCCUCUGGACAUAUUUAAUGCUUACAAUCUUGCUUUGUGUCUCUAAUUUAAUUUGUUAUAAAGUAGUACUGAUUUUAGCACACUGAUGUAAUUUGUUCCUAGUCACUUGCUUUGGUGUGCGUUCAAUCCAGAAAGUUUCCCAGAGUUCUAAUAAAUCUUAAAUAUGUAAAUUGUCAUUGUUUGGGGAAGAAAACUUGUACUUUUGUUAGUUUACAAUAUUAUGACAAUUCACUGCAGGUAAAUCUGCCGGGCCUCUGUUGCUUUGUGUUUGUUCUUUCUUUUUCCUUGUAUUUUUUUUUCAUUGAUUUUUUUUUUCUUUUACUUGAACAACAACAAAAAAAGUGUUUUAUUUCCAAAUCUGGUCCAUCUUUACAAUCUAGUUCAGAGCCAAGCCUUAAACUGUACAGAAUUUCCACUGUAAUUAAAUCUAUUUAGUGUUUAGUUAUAAAUAGCCUUCAGAAAGAUAUAUUCUCCAUUACAUUGUCAACUGCAUCACGGUCCAUGGUGAAUGAUAUUACUGCAUUGCAAAAUAAAAAAUGGCAAAUGCAUUGAAAGUU